AUGGGUCGCAAGAAAGCAGUUGCUGAUAAUCUUCUGGCCAACAUCCCGAAUGUUGUUACCGUCCAAUCUCCAUCUUCUCAAUCUCAACCCAAACCAAAACCAAAGAGGUUGAAGAAAGCCCAACCCAAGUCAAUGGUGACUCAAAUUGAUACUGAAGACACCUUGCCAAUUUCAAAACUGGCCGAGGGCGAGAAGACCUCCUCCGUCGCCCAGAAGAGGCCCGCCGAGGUCGAACCAUCUGAAUCCACUAAGUCAGAGAGGCCGAGGUCGGACACUACAGCCACCUCGGGCUCUCUCAAAUCCAAUGCCCCUUGGUCCCCCUCAAUCACAAUUGAGGACAAGCCAGUCAGAGCUGGUGACAGCACCGAUGACAUCGAAGUCGGCGUUGCCUUCUCUACUGCCUUGCUCUUUCCUAAAGACCUCGACCGCAACGCCGAGGCCAGCGAAUUUGAAAAUUUCGCUCUGAUGUUGCAGUACUCCAUAAAAGCCUUUGAUAUCAAGAAAGAGUUGGUUAACAAGACCAAGGAAGCUGUUGGCUUGCUGAAGACUGUCAACAAGGCCGAGGCCAAGAUGAAGACACUGAUGGAUCAGGCCAAGGUAACAAAACAAGCCCAAGACGAGGCCGAAGAGAGGGCAAACGCUGUUGAGGCUAUUGCUAAGGUCCUUGAAGCUGAGAAAAAAGAGGCCGAAGCAAAGACCGCCGAAGCCCAAGCCGAGCUCAUUGCUGCCUUGGCCACCAAGGAUGCUGAGAUAAAAGCAGCGGACGAGAAAGCAUACGCCGAAGGGGCAACCGACGUUCGUGAGGACUAUAAGAAGCAAUCCGAGGACGAAGCUGAGUCCGAGGAUCAGGCUGAGGCUGAGAAGAUCGAAGAAGCUGCUGGGGGCAAGUCCCCAACUCUAAAUGAGCAAGUCUUAGACUUGACUCAGGAUGAGGAGGAUGAAGUCUCUAAAGGUGCCUCCCUCUAG
Molecule: messenger RNA, 966 nt
Organism: Camellia sinensis
Lineage: Eukaryota; Viridiplantae; Streptophyta; Magnoliopsida; Ericales; Theaceae
Source: RefSeq, a predicted model, not a curated record